Messenger RNA from Homalodisca vitripennis (glassy-winged sharpshooter), 2211 nucleotides. RefSeq names its product guanine nucleotide-binding protein-like 1 (gene Ns4). Bases 221 to 1990 code for a protein of 589 amino acids. The transcript is spliced from 12 exons. Lineage: Eukaryota; Metazoa; Arthropoda; Insecta; Hemiptera; Cicadellidae. Gene Ontology annotation, molecular function: GTPase activity; GTP binding. The record is from RefSeq and is a predicted model, not a curated record.
CUCCACUUCGCAGCUGACAGUACACGUGCUUGAUCUGUCUGGGGAGAACCGGGAGUUUAAUUAGCACUAGCAGACUGCAGAUUGCACAAUAGUAGAAGUAGAUAGUAGAAACUAGAAACAUAAACGGAAAACAGUUUGAAUUGCUGUUUUGUAAUUGCAUGUUCUUAUUUAGUUACCUUUUGACUGUUUAUUUUCGUUAUACCUGGAAUAGUAUAACAUAAUGCCUAGAAAAGUUGCAUUCAGUGGAAAGAAAAAGAAACAACAGUUGCUGGAAAAGAAACAUAAGAAAGGAGCAUUUGAUGAAACGGGUCGAAGACGUCCAGUAGCCUUUGUUAGAAACCCUGAAGAUGAGGAUGAGGAUGGAAAACAAUCCAUGGUACAAAAAAUAAAUGAACAACCAAAGGUUCGAGGAGGUGCUGGCAAGCCAAACAGGUAUGCACUACAGUUCUAUAGAGAAACAGAAGCUGAAUUGAAGAAAAGAAAAGAACUAGCUCGAAAAGAAUUGGUUCCAGCACCAGAAACUGCACUGGAGAUCAAUCUGGAUGAUUACUUUGACCCUGGCCUGGAUUUUCCAAAACGGCCUCCAUGGAAUUUUAACAUGAGCCGAGAGGAAUUAGAUUCCAGAGAACAAAGAUAUUUUACGGAGUAUGUGGUGGAACUGGAGAGAAGAUUCGAUAUGAAGCACAUGAGCUACUUUGAGCUGAACCUGGAGACAUGGAGACAAUUAUGGCGAGUACUGGAGCUGUCAGACAUUGUCCUCGUUAUUGUUGACAUCCGAUACGCAGCCCUCAUGUUCCCACCGUCCCUCCACCAGUUUGUGACUGAAACACUCAAGAAAGACAUGAUCCUAGUGCUGAACAAGAUAGAUCUGGCACCAGCACCUCUUGUCGUGGCUUGGACACACUACUUCUUGGAGAAAUAUCCAGGCCUGCAGGUGUUGCAGUUUACCUCCUUUCCUAGCUACAAUCUGCGUGGCAAAACUCAGGACAAAGCUGGAGCCAAUAUCAGGAGAAGGAAGGGGAGGCUGCGAAUGGCUGCUGAGGGUGCUCAGAAACUGCUAGAGGCUUGCAAGAAUGUCACUGAUGGAGAAGUUGAUCUAACUUCUUGGCAGAAUAAAAUAUCUGAAGAAAUGAAUCUAGAAGAUGAUAGUGAUGAUGAAAAAGUGGAAAUUGAAGAUACUGUUACUGUAAAGAAGUCAGACACAAGUUACGAGUUACAUGAGAAGUUUAAGGGCGGGAUGCUCACUAUAGGGUGUGUGGGACAACCCAAUGUCGGCAAAUCCUCACUUAUGAAUGCCAUCAUGGGCAAAAAGGUAGUGAGUGUUUCACGCACCCCAGGACACACCAAACAUUUCCAGACUAUCCAUCUGACCACGAAUGUCCGACUUUGUGACUGCCCCGGUCUCGUUUUCCCUUCCAAAGUGCCAAAGACACUGCAGGUGCUGAUGGGUAGUUAUCCCAUUGCUCAGUUGCGUGAGCCAUUUUCCUCCGUGCAGUAUCUCGCAGAGAGAGUGGACCUGGUUCAUUUACUGCGGAUUAUACACCCCGAGUCAGACACUACCUGGUCUGCCAUGGAUAUCUGUGAUGGAUGGGCACAGAAGCGAGGUUUCCAUACAGCCCGGACUGCACGUCUGGACUCGUACAGGGCUGCUAACAACAUCCUGCAGAUGGCGCUAGAUGGCAAGAUCGCUCUUUGCCUCAGACCUCCUGGCUAUAGUCACAAGAAAGAUUUUUGGGUAAGCCAUAAAGACGUGGCCAAUAUCCUCUGGAUCCAAGCUGCUAACACAGAUGCCCUCUCUCCAGAUGCCCUCUCUCCAGAAGCCCCUCAUCACUUCCAGGAUGAGUUUUCCUCAGAAGAGGAACAUGAGGAAGGGACUAAACAGGAGUCAGAACAAAGUGAGGAGGCAGACGAGAGUUCUGAGGAAGAAGAAGAACCUCAUAUUAGUGUUGCAGCAGGCAACAAGUUCAACGUCCUGGCUUCUCCUGAAUAAACGUCUAUUUACUAACUAAAUUUGUUAAUUUCUUUCAUUUUUAUAAUAUAAAUGAUAAGACUGAACAAGGCUCUUAAAGUAAUUAAAAUCAAACUUAAUAAUAUUGGUAUAUUAUUUAUUUUUAUUUCUUAUUUAAAUCAUGAUUAAGUGUUGAACUGAUUUCAGAAAACAAAAUUAAGCCAUUAUAACUGAUACAAUAUCACUAAACAUGUCCAACUGAA